AUGGGGCACUCUGUUCACAAUGUUGAUAUCAGCAAACCACCGGGAUUCAUCCUUGAAGAGCACACUUCUUCAGUGUACCAGUGGCCAUCGCAGAUUUAUGUAAACCAGCAACGCAUCAUCCCGGCAUAUGAGACCAAGGACUUCCGCAUCACAGACAACGGAAUUGAGACCUUUUUAGUCAUACCAGCAAUUAAUACCAAUGUGUCUUUCACUGGUCUUAUGUUUAGCACAUACCUGCCCUGGGACAAGUUCAGUGGCAACACUGAAGGACAGUGUGGUACAUGUGACAACAACCGGACAGAUGACUGCCGCUUGCAAACUGGAACUAUCAAUUCAUCUUGUCCAGACAUGGCACACCAAUGGCAUGUUGCCAGUGCACACCACCACCACCAGAGCCAGUGCACACCACCACCACCAGAGCCGACACCAACACAACCACCAGGCUGCGAUCCACCCAUUUGUCAUCUCAUUCAAAGCAAGGUCUUUGAGAGUUGCCAUAAGAUAAUCCCCUACGAGCCAUUCCUUGUGGCAUGCAUCUUUGAUGUGUGCCAUAUGGAUGAUGUUACCAUUGGCUGCACCAGCUUGCAGACCUAUGCUGAUGCAUGUGCACAAGCAGGAGUCUGUAUUGAGUCGAGAAAUUAUACAAAUGGGCAAUGUGACUUCACAUGCGAGAAACCCAAGGUUUAUAAUGCCUGCGGUCCACAAGUUGAACCAACCUGUAAUGCCUGGUAUGUAUAAUGCUGUUGUUGUUCAGUGGAUGGGUAUAACGACUAGGAAAAGUCUCUCAGCUAUUGAAACUUUUUUUGAAUAUCUCUGCAGAUACAAUUUCAAAUUCAUCCAGACUCAAAAUGAGUUCAGCGUCAUGGGAGAUAUACAAUUGGAGGGAUGCUAUUGCCCUCCUGGUACCACUUUGAUGAGUUCCAGCUCAAACUACUGUAUCCCCAGCUGUGGUAAGAAUGGUCAAAUAACAG
Messenger RNA from Oncorhynchus kisutch (coho salmon), 971 nucleotides. RefSeq names its product intestinal mucin-like protein. The transcript is spliced from 5 exons. The coding region runs from base 1 to 738 and encodes 245 amino acids. Lineage: Eukaryota; Metazoa; Chordata; Actinopteri; Salmoniformes; Salmonidae. The record is from RefSeq and is a predicted model, not a curated record.